AGGAGGGGGGCUGUUGUCAUUCACCAUAGCUGUGUUUCGAGCUGCUGUCCAGCAGAAAUGGCCGGGAUUAAAGCUCUCAUCAGCUUGUCUUUCGGAGGGGCAAUCGGCCUCAUGUUCCUCAUGCUAGGAUGUGCCCUCCCUGUGUAUGACAAAUACUGGCCUUUGUUCCUCCUCUUCUUCUACAUCCUCUCUCCCAUCCCGUACUGCAUCUCGCGGAGGGUGGUCGACGACACAGACUCGGCCAGUAAUGCCUGCAAAGAGCUGGCCAUCUUCCUGACGACGGGCAUCGUCAUUUCAGCCUUCGGCCUGCCCAUCGUCUUCGCAAGAGCCGACGUAAUCGCCUGGGGGGCGUGCGCGCUCGUGCUAACGGGUAACGUAGUCAUCUUCGGGACUAUCCUGGGCUUCUUCCUCGUCUUCGGAUCCAACGACGACUUCAGUUGGCAGCAGUGGUAAAAGCAGCAGAGGGAGUGGGACCUUAGUCUGAACUGUUUUUAUUAGGGUUACGAUUAUUAUUAUUAUAAUUAUAAUUAUUAUUAUUAUUGGUAUUACUGUUUGGUUCUUGUUGUUGUUAUUUAUAUGAUGACCUCCCAUCCAUAGACUCACACCAAACCAGUGCAAUACUUUUUGUUUCUUUUUGUCUUUUUUUUUUUUUUACCGCCUGCAUUAUACUGAACUGACACACGAUGGAAGGAACAUGCUGACUUUCAGUUGGAUUCUUCCUCAUUUUAACUGUUACUCUCUCGACUUUUAUGUUGUGAGUUUUCUCCCAUCUGUGUGCCCACUGUCAGGAUGAAAUCUGCUCGUGUGUUAUCUGUAAAAAAAAAUCCAAUUGAAUGUCUAACAAGAUUUAAUCUGAACCAAAAAGGACGAUGUCAGGGUUUGUCUGACGUCCUUCUUUCUCCAUUUACUCUGAAAAGAGAGAAAAUUAUCUUUUUUUCCCUUCUAUGUAAGAUCACAGAUGGGUGUCCCAUUUCCGGCCUAAGUGCUGCUGUGUCAAGUGUAAAUAAGCAGGAAACUGAUUGAAAAAUCUGCACAAUAUGAGCUCAGAUUUCACCGCUCACGAUGAGAAACAGCUGUUCUGGAUUUGUCACAAAGACAGAAAUGGUGUG
Messenger RNA from Scomber scombrus (Atlantic mackerel), 1109 nucleotides. RefSeq names its product leptin receptor overlapping transcript like 1 (gene leprotl1). The record is from RefSeq and is a predicted model, not a curated record. The transcript has 4 exons. Gene Ontology annotation, biological process: late endosome to vacuole transport via multivesicular body sorting pathway; negative regulation of growth hormone receptor signaling pathway. Lineage: Eukaryota; Metazoa; Chordata; Actinopteri; Scombriformes; Scombridae. Gene Ontology annotation, cellular component: endosome. The coding region runs from base 58 to 453 and encodes 131 amino acids.